GAAGAACUCAAUCUCGAACGCGCUGUUGCUUCAAGACGCGCCGAAGGCGGUGGGAGAGGUGCGCGCGACGACGCGAGCGCGCGCGAUGUUGGCGGCGGCGAAAAUGCGUCGAAGACGUGCGACUAACGACGACGCGCGCGACGGCGCGAUGACGCACGACAGGGCUCCGGCGCGAUUGGGACGCAGAUGUGCUCCAUUCUGGCCAUGUAUGACCCGAACGCGGCGAUGGAGGACGGACGAGAGGAGCUGAUGCGCGAGCUGAGCGCGCGCAUGCGAACGCGAGGGCCGGACGGCUCGGGAUAUUACGGUUCGAAGCGCUAUGGAUUGGCGCACGAACGCCUGGCGAUCAUGGACCCCGAGGGAGGCAAACAACCGAUCGUGUACGAGGACGCGGCGAAGACGUACGCGGUGUGCGCGAACGGUGAAAUUUACAACUUUCGUAAACUGCAAGCCAAGUACGGGUUGACGGCGGCGAAGACGGGAAGUGAUUCGGAGGUUUUGUUGCAGCUCUACAAGCAUCUCGGGAACGAGUUCGUGAAAGAGCUGAACGGAAUCUUCGGUUUUGUCGUCGUCGGUGACGACGGUGAGCACAUGAUCGCCGCUCGCGAUCACUGUGGAAUCAAACCGCUGUACAUCGGGUACGGCAAGAAUGGCGUCAUGUGGUUCGCGUCCGAGCUUAAAGCCAUCUGCGACCAAGACUGCGAACGCAUCGAAGAAUUCCCGGCGGGUUAUUACUGGACUCCGAAGGAAGGCUUUGUGAAAUGGUACAACCCGACCUGGGACUUUGACGACGCCGUCGGCACGAAAGACACGUCGCACGUUCGCGCGAUUCUCGAAGAGGCGAUUCUUGAUCAAACCAUGGCUGAUGUUCCGAUCGGGCUUCUUUUAUCCGGCGGUCUCGACUCUGCGGUCGUAUCUACUGUUUUAAAGCCGUUUCUUGAGGCGAGUGGGCAAGAGUACCUGUCGUUCACCGUCGGUCAAGAGGGUUCGCCCGACGUCACGGCCGCUCGUAUGAUGUCCGAGUUCUUGGGCACGAAGCAUCACGAGUACCUUUUCACCUCCGAAGAGGCGUGUGCGAACAUCGAAAACGUGAUUUACCAUCUUGAAACCUACGAGCCGGAGCUCAUCAGAUCCGCCAUUCCGAACUACUUCCUGGCUAAGCUCACGUCGCAGCACGUCAAGGUGGUCCUCACGGGCGAAGGCUCCGAUGAGCUUUUCGCCGGCUACCUCUACUUCCGCGAUGCACCGAGCUCCAACCACGUGCACAACGAACUCCGUCGCAUCUUUGGUCACCUGCACAACGUGAACUGCCAGCGUGCCGAUCGCAUGACGAUGGCUCACAGCUUGGAAGCGCGCGUGCCUUUCUUGGAUCCGCGCGUCAUCGACGCCGUGAUGGCGGUUGAUCCGAAGUAUAAAACAAUCGAAGGCGAAGAAAAGCCGGAAAAGCACGCGUUGCGCGCGUUGUUCGAUGGUGAGAUUCCUGACCCCGUGCUCUGGCGCACCAAGGCGAUGCAGUGCGAAGGCGUCGGCCUGAACUGGGUCGAGGACCUCCAAAAGUUCUGCGAAGAACAAAUAUCCGACGAAGAUUUCGCCAAGGCGGAGUCGACGUACCCAAUCAACCCUCCGCACAGUAAGGAGGAGAUGUACUAUAGACGCAUCUUCGAAAAGCACUACAAGGGGAUGGAUAAGUUUGUUCACGUGUGGGAGGGUGGAUGUCGCGCCGGUGGCGCCGCGUGGGAAAACGAUCAGUACACGCGCGCCGGCGUGAAGAACGUCAAGCAACUCGCGAAGGGUCUCACCGGCGUUAAAGGCGCGUAAGGAGUAUGGUUUGUCGUUUUGUGUUGAUUCUGUUUGUAUCGGUCGAGAUGCUCGAUAUAUCAUGUUGUACCUACGGUUUCUAUUCUUAG
Ostreococcus lucimarinus CCE9901 is the source of this 1907-nucleotide messenger RNA. RefSeq lists its product with no specific name. NCBI's taxonomy places the organism in Eukaryota, Viridiplantae, Chlorophyta, Mamiellophyceae, Mamiellales, Bathycoccaceae. The transcript has a single exon. Gene Ontology annotation, molecular function: asparagine synthase (glutamine-hydrolyzing) activity. Gene Ontology annotation, cellular component: cytosol. Bases 187 to 1818 code for a protein of 543 amino acids. The record is from RefSeq and is a predicted model, not a curated record.